AUGUCGGCAAUGUCAGUAAAAGUCGAUAACAGAUAUAUAAUAAAGAAAAAAGAAAAUAAUAAUAAUUCAUGUGAUAAUUUAAAUGUAGAUAUAAAUCAUAUAAUUAAAGAUAUAUAUGGUUUUAAUCAUAGUAGAAAAAGAAGUGCCCAUUUUAUUAUCGAUGAUACAAUAAAUAAUAACAAUCAUGAUGUAAUAAAUAAUUUAUAUAAAAAAAUAAAAAUUCAAGACUACAAUAAUAAUGUAAUAAAAAAUGAAUCAGCUGAUAAUAAAUCAGAGUAUGAUGAUUCAAUUUCUACAAUAUUUGAUAUACAUGAAGAAAGUAAAAAUGAUAUAAAUAAUAAUAAAACAAGUCCUAGUCCCAAUAGUAACACACAUAGUGAUAAUUAUAAUUAUUCAAAACCAGAGUUAAAUAGAAAAAGUAUAAAGAAUAGUCGUAAUAUUAUUGAUAAUAGUGAUAAUAAAAAGAGACAAUGUAAUGGUUAUACACAUAGUUUUACUAAUGAACAAGCUGAAAAUAAUAUAUCCAAAAAAUUUGAAAUACUUAUUGAUAAUGUUCUAGAAAGAAUAUCAACAUGCAACGAAAUUAAUCAAGCAAAAAAAAUUAUGAUACCUAUGAUUAGUAAUUUUAUACAAAAUAAUUUUCAGACUAAAGAAAAUUCAGAAGAAAGUGAAAAAAUAAAUAAAAUUGAAAAUAAUGUUUUACAAAAAGAAAAAAAAGUUUUAAUAAAUGCAGUAAAAACACAAUAUCAAAAAAUUAUAAAUUUACAAAAAGUUGUUGAUAAUCAAAAAAUGGAAUUAAAAAAAAAAAAUGAUGAAUUAAAUAAAAUAAAAGCUAAAGUUCAUGAAUAUUUUUAUGAUUUAAAUAAUCCAAACAAAAGAGUUUUCAACAUUUUAACUCCCGAUGUCUAUUAA
Molecule: messenger RNA, 912 nt
Organism: Plasmodium vinckei vinckei
Lineage: Eukaryota; Apicomplexa; Aconoidasida; Haemosporida; Plasmodiidae
Product: conserved Plasmodium protein, unknown function
Exons: 1
Coding region: 1-912 (303 amino acids)
Source: RefSeq, a predicted model, not a curated record